AUGGCGAUGGCGUCAGCAUCUUCGGUGUUUGUUUUGACGGCCAACGUCACGGCUUCCGCAGGCGCUUCGUCGUCCCGGAACUCCGUGUCUUUCUUGCCGAUGAGAAGCGCCGGUUCUAGGCUCGUAGUCAGAGCAUCCGAAGAGGCACCUCCGGAAACAUCUUCGUCGGAAGGUGUUCCGGCAACUGCUCCAGCUGCUGCUACUGCCACCAAACCCAAGCCGCCUCCGAUUGGCCCUAAGAGAGGCUCCAAGGUCAAGAUUCUAAGGAGAGAAUCCUACUGGUUCAAGAACGUUGGAUCAGUCGUGGCCGUCGAUCAGGACCCGAAGACCCGGUACCCGGUUGUUGUCCGGUUCGCCAAAGUGAAUUACGCCAACAUAUCGACCAACAACUAUGCAUUGGACGAAGUUGAAGAAGUUAAAGCUUAA
Molecule: messenger RNA, 426 nt
Organism: Thlaspi arvense
Lineage: Eukaryota; Viridiplantae; Streptophyta; Magnoliopsida; Brassicales; Brassicaceae
Source: the annotation of a GenBank genome assembly